This is a messenger RNA of Lolium perenne, 810 nucleotides long. The record is from RefSeq and is a predicted model, not a curated record. NCBI's taxonomy places the organism in Eukaryota, Viridiplantae, Streptophyta, Magnoliopsida, Poales, Poaceae.
AUGGUGUUCUGGAAGAAGAGGUCUAUAUGCGUCAGCCUCCUGGAUAUAAGGAGCCCACUCAUAGGAAUUAUAUUUGCAAACCGCAGAAAGCUCUAUAUGGUCUCAAACAAGCACCCCGGGCAUGGUAUUCUCAUCUUAGUACUACAGGCUAUUGGUUUUUCUGCAUCCAAAGCUGAUGCUUCUCUGUUCUUCUGCAACAAAGGGGGAGUAACUAUAUUUAUUCUCAUUUAUGUUGAUGACAUUGUUGUUGGUAGUUCGUCAGAGAAGGCUAUUGAUGCUUUGCUUCAUGAUCUUGGUCUUGACUUUGCUCUCAAGGAUCUGGGUGACUUGCAUUAUUUUCUUGGGAUUGAGGUAAAGAAGGUACAUGAUGGUAUCAUACUCUCUCAGGAAAAAUAUGCCAAUGAUCCGCUGAAACGGGUAAAUAUGGCAAUAUGCAAGCCUGUUGAUAUUCCUCUUUCGGUUUCUGAAAAACUGUCAGUAGUUGAUGGUGAGCUCUUAAGUAGUGAGGAUUCUACUCGCUAUAGGAGUAUUGUUGGAGCAUUGCAGUAUAUUACUCUAACUAGGCUGGAUAUUUCAUUCUCUGUGAAUAAGGUGUGCCAGUUCCUGCAUUCACCUACAACAGUGCAUUGGUCAGCUGUGAAGCGUAUCUUGCGUUACUUGCAAGGUACAAUCUCUCUUGGGUUAAAAUUGAGCAAGUUCUCCUCUGUUUUGGUCAGUGCAUUUUCUGAUACUGACUGGGCUGGUUGUCCGGAUGAUCGAAGAUCCACUGGUGGAUUUGCUGUAUUUUUGGAUCUAAUUUGUGUAGGAUAA